GCGUCCUCUGGAAUCCAAAGCCCAGCAACGAGCGGGGGGAGAGGCGAGAGGAAGAGGAACACGACGCCAUGGCGACGACGGCGAAGGCGGCCACGGCGCCCCCCACCCACCGCGCGUCCUCGCCGGCGGCGGCGUCCCCGCCGUACCCCAGCGCCGCCAGGAUCGCCGACUCCGACUGCUUCCCCCAGUACACCGCAUCCCUCAAGUGUUUGGAAGCCAACCAAGACAAGAGCAAGUGCCAGCAGCAGUUUGACGAUUAUAAGGAGUGCAAAAAGAGAGAGAGGGAGGCUCGGCUGGAACGAAACAAGAGCCGAUCGUUAUUCGGCUGAGCAGUACGAGGACCAAUGUGCAAUAAGACGUUUAGUGUAAACUCAUGCUUUUUGUUAUUUCCUGUUGUUCCUUUAGCUUGUGGAGUUAGAAAUAGUAGAGCAUUCUCUGGGUUCAGUGAAAUGCACGGGUUUGACACGAUGUUUCACCGUCGGUUAUGACGAAAUUUCUCAAAUAAAAUGGUAUUUCCAGAACGAUUGCAGAA
Molecule: messenger RNA, 532 nt
Organism: Oryza brachyantha (malo sina)
Lineage: Eukaryota; Viridiplantae; Streptophyta; Magnoliopsida; Poales; Poaceae
Exons: 3
Coding region: 69-329 (86 amino acids)
Source: RefSeq, a predicted model, not a curated record